Messenger RNA from Dictyostelium discoideum AX4, 207 nucleotides. RefSeq lists its product as hypothetical. The record is from RefSeq and is a predicted model, not a curated record. The transcript has 2 exons. Bases 1 to 207 code for a protein of 68 amino acids. NCBI's taxonomy places the organism in Eukaryota, Evosea, Eumycetozoa, Dictyosteliales, Dictyosteliaceae.
AUGACUCUAAUUUCCUCAAUUUCUAGAAUUGGUUCAAUUCAUAAUGGUAAUUCUUUAAACAAAACAAUCUCUGUAAAUUCAAAUAAUGAAACCAAGGGAAUUACUUCUUCAUUUGGUGGUAAUCAAUCAACAAAUUUAAUCAAUGCUGAUAUAAUGGCUAAUUUAUUAGGUAUUCUUGGAAUUCAUAUUAAAGCUAAAGUUCUCUAA